Molecule: messenger RNA, 3699 nt
Organism: Capronia epimyces CBS 606.96
Lineage: Eukaryota; Fungi; Ascomycota; Eurotiomycetes; Chaetothyriales; Herpotrichiellaceae
Exons: 1
Coding region: 1-3699 (1232 amino acids)
Biological process (GO): spliceosomal complex assembly
Cellular component (GO): U2 snRNP; U2-type prespliceosome; catalytic step 2 spliceosome
Molecular function (GO): mRNA binding
Source: RefSeq, a predicted model, not a curated record
AUGUCUGAUAGUGAGCACCCCCGGCAUUGCUUUCCUCCACUUCUGCUGACUGCGUCUCAAGCCGACUUCGACACCGUGAGGCGUUUGCAGGCGGAGCGCAAUGCUCAAUCCGCCGGCAAGAAAGGUUCAAAGACUUUCGAUUCAUCCAGUCAGCGCACUGACUCAUCCACCAAGGCGUCCUUGACUGAAAACUUCGAUUCUGCUCUCUACGAUCGAGAUGGCCCCGACAAAUUUGCGGGCUAUCACACCUCCCUCCCAGCUGAUGGCGAGGACGACGAGAUGCCGGACGCCGCUGAUACCAGGAGACUAGUUGGACAAUAUACCGCCACAAAGGAUCAGAUGAAUGAGUUCUCCACAGGGACUGGUGUGGAGGAGGAGGAUAUUCUCCUUGGACGUGAGAAAUCUGCCAGGAUAGCAGAUCGUGAGACUGAUUACCAAAAGCGAAGAUUUGAUCGAGGUCCUCUUACCCCAACCAGGGCCGAUCCUUUUGCUGCGAACAAACAUGCUGGUGUCGCAGAAGGCGCUACGUAUCGCGAAGUCAUGCAAUUGCAAGACUUGGAGCGUGAAGAAGAGCGCGUCAAGAAGCUCAUUGCUGAGAAGCAGGCGGACGGUGGUUCUGUCACCGAGCAUAAGCCCGUCCUCAAAGAGGAAGCCGACAAGGAAAAUGUUGACGCAGGCUCAACCGUCGAAGCCACCGGUCGCAAGCGCAAGAAGAGAUGGGAUGUCUCCAGCGAGGCCACUCCUGCGACUGAUGGAGAGGAGCCGAAAAAGCGCUCCAGAUGGGAUCAAGCUCCUACUCCCGAUGGCGCUCCCGCUCCUGCGAAACGUUCACGAUGGGAUCAAGCACCCGCGUUGACUGCGGCCACCCCAGUCGGAAGCGCCGGUCUCGCCACGCCAAUGCACCCUUCACAGGUAAACCCCGUCGGCUUUGGCACCGACAUUUCCGGCCGAAAUGCUUCUUGGACCGAUGAAGAACUUGACAUGAUGCUUCCCACAGAGGGUUACACGGUUCUAGAGCCCCCUCCCGGAUAUGCUCCUAUCCGCCCGGUCGUCAGAAAAGUGGCAGCGACUCCGGCGGCAGCGAGCAGUUCAGCGGGCAUUGGUGGUUUCAUGAUGCAGGAGCCGGAGAGUGCACGAAUGUUGGGCAAACAACUCCCCACUGAAAUCCCUGGCGUGGGCGAUCUUCAAUUCUUCAAAGCGGAAGAUAUGGCCUAUUUCGGCAAACUCGUCGACGGAGCUGACGAGAAUGCGAUGUCGGUGGAAGAACUGAAAGAACGUAAGAUUAUGCGGCUCCUACUGAAGGUGAAGAACGGAACACCUCCUAUGCGCAAAACCGCUCUGCGACAAUUGACUGACAAUGCUCGACAAUUUGGCGCCGGACCGUUAUUCAAUCAAAUUUUGCCGUUGCUCAUGGAAAAAUCUCUGGAGGAUCAAGAAAGACAUUUACUGGUCAAGGUCAUCGAUCGCGUGCUCUAUAAGCUUGACGACCUAAUUCGACCAUACGUACACAAGAUCUUGGUCGUCAUCGAACCUCUGCUCAUCGACCAGGAUUACUAUGCUCGUGUCGAAGGCCGGGAAAUCAUCUCGAACCUAAGUAAAGCAGCUGGUUUGGCUCACAUGAUCAGUACGAUGAGACCCGACAUUGACCAUGUGGAUGAGUAUGUUCGCAACACGACUGCAAGGGCCUUCGCAGUGGUGGCUUCGGCUUUAGGGAUUCCGGCACUUCUGCCUUUCCUGCGUGCGGUCUGUCGGAGCAAGAAGUCAUGGCAAGCUAGACAUACCGGGGUCAAAAUUGUCCAACAAAUCCCCAUCCUUAUGGGCUGUGCCGUUCUGCCGCAUCUGAAAGGGCUAGUGGACUGUAUCGCGGAUAACCUGAGCGAUGAACAGGCCAAGGUGAGAACGGUUACCGCCCUGGCGAUUGCUGCAUUGGCAGAGGCUGCAAACCCUUACGGUAUCGAGAGCUUCGACGACAUCCUCAAUCCUCUCUGGACUGGUGCUCGAAAGCAGAGAGGCAAAGGCUUGGCCGCCUUUUUGAAGGCUGUGGGCUAUAUCAUCCCUCUCAUGGACGAAGAAUAUGCAAACUACUAUACCAGUCAGAUCAUGGAGAUUCUCCUCCGGGAGUUUGCCUCUCCUGAUGAAGAGAUGAAGAAAGUCGUGCUAAAGGUCGUCUCUCAGUGUGCAGGCACCGAUGGUGUUACGGCAGGAUACCUCAAAGAACACGUCCUGCAAGAAUUCUUCAAGAGUUUUUGGGUUCGCCGAAUGGCUCUGGACAAGAGAAACUACCGUCAAGUGGUGGAAACAACAGUGGACCUGGGUCAGAAGGUCGGCGUCAGUGAGAUUGUUGAACGAAUCGUCAACAACCUCAAGGAUGAGAGCGAAGCCUAUCGAAAGAUGACCGUUGAGACCAUCGAAAAAGUCAUUGCAUCCCUGGGAGCCGCAGACAUUGGGGAACGGCUGGAGGAGCGGCUGGUCGAUGGCAUGCUUUUCGCCUUUCAGGAGCAGAGCAUCGAAGACAUUGUCAUGCUCAACGGGUUCGGAACCGUGGUCAACGCUCUCGGCACUCGAUGCAAACCUUACCUUCCCCAGAUUGUCAGUACCAUCCUGUGGCGCCUGAACAAUAAAUCCGCCACUGUUCGUCAACAGGCUGCCGACCUCAUCUCCCGCAUCGCCAUGGUCAUGAAACAAUGUGGUGAAGAUGCAUUGAUGGGUAAGCUCGGCAUCGUGCUGUACGAAUACUUGGGCGAAGAGUAUCCUGAAGUCCUGGGGUCCAUCCUCGGCGCGCUACGAUCCAUCGUCACAGUGGUCGGGAUCAAUCAAAUGCAGCCGCCCAUCAAAGACCUACUCCCUCGCCUGACACCUAUCCUGAGGAAUCGACAUGAAAAGGUGCAGGAGAACACCAUUGACCUCGUUGGGCGUAUUGCAGACCGUGGGCCGGAGUCAGUGAACGCGCGAGAAUGGAUGCGCAUUUGCUUCGAGCUGCUCGAUAUGCUCAAGGCGCAUAAAAAGGGCAUCCGACGUGCGGCAAACAACACAUUUGGCUUCAUCGCCAAAGCGAUCGGGCCUCAAGACGUGCUGGUGACCCUCCUCAACAAUCUGCGUGUGCAGGAACGACAGUCCCGAGUUUGCACGGCCGUGGCAAUCGGCAUCGUUGCCGAAACCUGUGCGCCGUUCACCGUUCUUCCGGCCUUGAUGAACGAAUACCGCGUGCCGGAACUCAACGUGCAGAACGGCGUGUUGAAAUCGCUGUCGUUCCUGUUCGAGUAUAUUGGCGAAAUGGCCAAGGACUACGUCUACGCUGUGACGCCUCUGCUCGAAGACGCGCUCAUCGACCGGGAUCAAGUGCACCGCCAAACCGCCGCAAGCGUGGUCAAGCAUGUAGCCCUCGGGGUGGUCGGCCUCGGUUGCGAGGACGCCAUGGUGCACCUGUUGAACCUGUUGUAUCCCAACUUGUUCGAGACCAGCCCGCACGUCAUUGACCGCAUCAUCGAGGCCAUCGAGGCCAUCCGCAUGGCUGUCGGCACGGGCGUCGUGAUGAACUACGUCUGGGCGGGCUUGUUCCAUCCUGCCCGUAAAGUGCGGAUUCCGUACUGGCGGCUCUACAACGACGCGUACGUCCAGAGUGCGGACAGCAUAGUGCCGUAUUAUCCGAACAUGAAGGACCUGGGUCUUCCACGCGACGAACUGUACAUUAUGAUUUGA